CUUUCCAAAAAGCCCCUUACCAACCUAAACUCAUCAUGCCUCCUAGAAGACAAAAUCCUCCUCGUCAAUGAGUUGUUCGGGACAUAGAAAUGGAAGAACUACGUCAACAAAUUCAAAGGCUUCAAGAAAGACUCGAAGCUUUUGAGGGACAACAAGCUCAACACCCGCAAGAUGAACCACAUGAGUCAGAGGAAGACACUGAUGACGAGAAUCCCUUCUAUCACCUAAGGGAUAAUGAAAGCUCAUCAUCAACAGGAAAAGUUCGUCGUCAACAACGUCCCCAACAAAAUGCUGCUCCCAAAUCCACUGACCUUGGCAUCAAAAUCGAUAUUCCUGAUUUUGAAGGUCGCCUUCAACCAUAUGAAUUUAUCAACUGGUUGCAUACUGUGGAACGUGUGUUUGAACUAAAGGAUAUUCCUGACGACAAGCGUGUGAAGUUCGUCGCCAUCAAAUUAAAGAAACAUGCAUCCAUUUGGUGGGAGAAUCUCAAACGCAGUCGAGAAAGAGAAGGCCGCAACAAAAUUAGAACUUGGGAGAAAAUGCGUCGAGAACUCACUCGUAAGUUCUUACCUGACCGUUACUACCAAGAUAAUUUUGUUAAAUUUCAUAAUUUACAACAAAAAUCUUUGACUGUGGAAGAAUAUACUAUGGAGUUUGAACAAUUAAUGAUGAAGUGUGAUGUUCGAGAAAAAGAAGAGCAAACCAUAGCAAGAUAUCUUGGAGGAUUAGACAAUGACAUUUCCAAAGUAGUUCAACUUCAACAAUAUUGGACUUUGGAUGAUGUCAUUCGGCUAGCAUUGAGGGUUGAAAAGCAAAUCUCAAAGAAGAAUAUUACUAUUGCUUCAAAACCACAAGAUUUUGAAGCUAGCCAAGGGACCCAAGCCUCAAAGAUUGUUGCUGAGACACCUGCCAAAGUUGAGAAGGAAGCUAGUUCAAGCCAUCCAGCCCAGCCUAACACUCGAAAGUGUUUCAAGUGUCAAGGAUUUGGUCACAUUGCCUCCGACUGUCCCAAUAGGAGAAUUAUCACCAUUAUUGGAGGAGAGAUUCAUGAAGUCUUAGAUGGUGAAGCAGAAAAGGAGAUUAGUGAUGAGAUUAAGCCACAACUUCAGGAAGAACUCAUUGCAGCUGACCAUGGAGAAUCUUUGGUUGUGUGUCGAAGUCCUCAUGAUACCAUAACCAAGGAUGAAGUUUGGCUCCGACAUAACAUCUUUCACACCAGAUGUACUUCCCAGGAGAAAGCUUGCAAUGUCAUCAUUGACAGUGGAAGUAGUGAGAAUGUUGUGUCUAGUUAUAUGGUUGAAAAGCUAAGACUGCCAGUCAAGGAUCUUUCCCAUCCAUACAAGUUACAAUGGCUACGAAAGGGAAACGAGGUAAAGGUAACCAAACGUUGCCUUAUCUCUUUUUCUAUUGGUAACAGGUACCAAGACGAAGUAUGGUAUGAUGUUAUCCCCAUGGAUGAUUGUCACUUGUUACUUGGUCGCCCCUGGCAAUUUGACCGAAAGGCUAUCCAUGACGGCCAUGCCAAUACCUACUCGUUUGUAAAAGAUGGUGUGAAGGUCAAGCUCACUCCCCUGAAGCCUAAAGAAACACUUGAAAAGAAGAAUGAGGACAAGGCUUUAAUCUCCAGAUCAACCUCUCAGAAGUUGCAUCAAGAAUCGAGGACAGCUUGUCUCUUGCUAUUAUCUAAAGUGAAUGAUGCCACUUCCCCUUUUUUCGAGGAAAUUCGAUCUCUCCUUGAAGAAUUUUCUAAUGUUGUUCCUGAUGAGACCCCUCAUGGAUUAUAGCGAACUCAAUGAAGCAAGGAUUCUAUC
This is a messenger RNA of Rubroshorea leprosula, 1811 nucleotides long. NCBI's taxonomy places the organism in Eukaryota, Viridiplantae, Streptophyta, Magnoliopsida, Malvales, Dipterocarpaceae. The record is from the annotation of a GenBank genome assembly.